AUGAAUUUGACCCCUAUCUCAGACUAUCGUAAACAAGUAAUACGAACAAUACAGAACAACUUGCAUCUAAAACAUGAUAUCUCUAGUGGAAAUGUUGAGCAAUAUAUUCAUGAUCUUCAACAAGAAGGUACGUAUGGAAGUGAAACUGAAUUGAAUAUAUGUGCUUACCUUAACCAAAUCGAAUAUCAUGUGCUACAUUUAAAUGACAACAAUGAAAUAGGGGGUACAAGUGUACAUGGAAAUAAUGUUCGAUGUGCCUAUCUAUUAUUUGACAAGAAGAGAAACCACUAUGAUCCGUUAUACUUUGCUAAAACAGAUAAUACUAUUGAGACAAUCGUACAACGGAAUGAUGAACAUAUAUAUAAUAUAAUCAAAGUAUACAUUCAAGAAACAAAUUUAAAUGCUUACAAUGAAGCAAUACAAACAUCAGAACCUCUUCGUAGAUGGGAAAAACAAAAUAGUUGUACACUCGAUUAUGGAUCAAAUAAUAUUACCAAUAUGAAUGAAACAUUAAGUGGUUAUUGUACAUCUGAUUAUAAUGAUGGAAAUCGUGAAGCAGUUGAUAAUGAUACAACUGUCGGAAUUCCAACGGAUCAAGAACCUCAUUUACAUGAAGUCAUAGGACAUAAAGCGAUAAUGUUGAAUGUACAAGAAGAAGUUCAAAAUCAAAUUAAAUUAUCAAUGCACGCUAAUCCAGUGAACGAUACAUCGAUGUUCAAUAGAACCGAAGAAGAAAAUGGACAAUAUUUGAUAACUAAGCCUGAGAUAAUCGCCCAACCGGCACCUUUUUACCAUAAACGUUAUCCAAUUGAACUAUCAAAAUGUCCUUGUAUACAAUCUGGCUCAAAACAACGUAGCCAUCCACAAACAACAAUUGAUCGUAGAUGGCGAGACGAUUAUGGAGAAGAAUUAUACAUGUGUGUACAAUUGUGUAAACAUAACGGUGAUCCACAUCCUUAUAAAUUAAUUCCCGAUGGUGCGAGAAUAGAUAAUAAUUUAAAUUUAAUAAUCGAAUGUUGUAAUGUGUAUUACCAUAAAGAAUCAAAUUUAUUAUAUUUUAAAAUAGUAGAAUCAGAUUUUGAAAAUCAAGUUAAAAGUUAUCUGAUGAAAUUUGUUGCGUUAAAACAAAAUACAUAUGAAAUAACAAAACAACGAAUAAAAAGAGAAAAACUGAAAUUAUCUAAAAUAGGAUUUACUUUAUGUCAAAAACAAUCAGACAAUACAUAUCGACAACUGUCCGAAACAUCGUAUUCAACUUUAAUUGAAGAAGGUAGAAAAUUAAAACUGAAUAAUAUACCGAGUAAAAUUUGUGCGCGUGGUGGAGAGAAAAUUGUCAUUUCAUUUGUUGGUGGUCCGUUAGAUAAAGACGUUAAAUUGUUACUAAAUCACAAAUUGGCCAGGUUUGAAAGAAAACAUAAUACAAUUGAGUUCAUAUCUAUUUCAAAAUCAACAAAUAUGAAUUCUUUAAAUAUAAUGAUUACGCAAGAAAAUCUUUAUUUUGAAGUUAUUCCUGGCGAAACAGAACGCAAAAUAAUUGUGAAUACAAGUAUUACGUAUAUACCACAUGAAAAACAUCCGGAUCACUUACAUCAAUGUAAUCGUCAACAAAAUGAUAUUCAUUGA
Didymodactylos carnosus is the source of this 1623-nucleotide messenger RNA. The record is from the annotation of a GenBank genome assembly. Lineage: Eukaryota; Metazoa; Rotifera; Eurotatoria; Philodinida; Philodinidae.